Molecule: messenger RNA, 987 nt
Organism: Trichobilharzia szidati
Lineage: Eukaryota; Metazoa; Platyhelminthes; Trematoda; Strigeidida; Schistosomatidae
Source: the annotation of a GenBank genome assembly
AUGUGUUUACAGUUAAAUUCUAGAAAAAAUGAAAAACCAAUAAGUACAGGAAUGUUAUUGAUACGUGUUGCUAUGGUUACUGGAUGGGAACCAAAUGUUGAACAGCUGAAUUCCCAGUUAGGCGCUGAGGAUGAUUCUUUAAAAAUGUUGACCAUCAAUGAACAAAAUGAAAUUUCAUUGUAUUUCAAUGAAUUUUCUGAAGAUGAAGCUAAUGAAUUAGGCGAUUGGGAACAGUUGAAACGAUGUGUUGAUGUACCUAUAAAUCAAGCUUAUUAUGUAGAAAAUGCCAAGAAUGCAACAAUAACAGCUUAUGAAUAUUAUUCACCAGAAGAAAGUAUUACUGUCACUUAUCGAUUAGAUGAGUGUAAAGAAGCAUGGCCUGUGAAUGAAAUGCCGCCUACAACUGAAACACCAUCAGUUACAUCAAGUGAACCAACAAUGAUAACUGAUAUUCCCUCGGAAGAUCUACUACCCACAGUGAAAACUCCAUGUCCUGUAUGUAUAGACAAAGUUACUGAUGUGAAAUCACUUCUAAAUGACGUAUUUAACUCUGUAUGCAGACAAUCCAGCGGGAUAUAUUUCUUAAAAGUUCAUGAAGUACAAGAUAACUGUAUCAAUGCUACAAUAACUCAUAUCAUACAGUCGAAUAUCACAGUAACUUGGAAUACAACUUUACAAAUACCUGAUUCAAAUCAAUGCCCUUGUGAAUUAAUUAAAACUCAUCAAAAUCUAGUUCUCCUUUUUAAGAAAUCUGCCGAUAUUUCUCCAGGUGAGGCUAAAAUCAAUAUUCAGGCAUUGAAUACACCUGUGGAAUUUAUACCUAACAAUGAAAUAUUACCAAUUCUUGAGGUAGCAGCUGACAAAAAAUGGUCUGAUAGUGAAAAAGCGAUUGUUCAUAAACUUGUACCUGAUGAGUCAACUAGUACUCAGGAUUGUAAACAAUUACCUAAACUGAUUGAAUUUAUAAAAAAGAAGUUUUAUGGUUAA